Molecule: messenger RNA, 2022 nt
Organism: Lachancea sp. 'fantastica'
Lineage: Eukaryota; Fungi; Ascomycota; Saccharomycetes; Saccharomycetales; Saccharomycetaceae
Source: the annotation of a GenBank genome assembly
AUGUUAGCUCGUUGGGCAUUAGUACCGAGACUCUCUUUGAAACUAUGUCGGCCAGCUGAGUUUACGAGCUGUGUAACAAGCUUUCCGCGCAAUUCGAGGUUUUAUGCGCAUAAAACCCCAGCCAAGAGGAAGAAAUUCAGCGAAGAGCUCAAGCCUCUUAAGUUUGAAAUCCCAAACUAUAUCGCGGUCAGUGACCUAGCAAACUUGAUAAACCUGAAGAUAGAGAAAUUAGUCAAAGAUUUGACGAAGAUGGGAUUUGCCAACGUAACCCAUAAUUACAUUCUGUCGAGAGAAUACGUCGAACUAGUUUUGAUGAACUAUAAUUACGAACUCGGCAAGCAAGCUCUUGCCGUCACUCCCGAAAAUGUUUACGAUGAGCUUAGGUCUCCAGUAAACCCCAAGAAUCUCGCUAGGAGGCCGCCUAUCGUGACUAUCAUGGGCCAUGUUGAUCAUGGGAAAACCACGAUUCUAGAUUACCUGCGGAAGACAUCUAUCGUAUCUGAGGAACACGGAGGCAUAACACAGCACAUCGGUGCAUUUCAAGUCGAGACCCCGGUUUCCAAGAGAAAAAUCACGUUUCUUGACACACCAGGCCAUGCUGCAUUUUUGAAGAUGCGCGAAAGAGGCGCUAACGUCACUGAUAUUAUCGUGCUUGUAGUUUCGUUGGAGGAUUCUUUAAUGCCACAGACGUUAGAGGCUUUGAAGCAUGCUGCGAAAUCUGGAAGCCAAAUGAUAGUUGCAAUAACCAAGAUUGAUAGAAUUCCCAACGCGAAGGAAAGAGAGAAGGCUAUCGAAAAGGUAACCCUCGAUCUGAUGAACAACGAAGUUCCCAUUGAAAGAAUCGGUGGAGAUGUUCAAGUUGUGCCCAUAAGUGCUCGGACAGGAGAGAACAUGAAUCUUUUGGAAGAAAGUAUCAUUGCUUUGAGCGACAUAAUGGAUUUGAAAGCUGAGAGAAGCAAUAAAGCCGUGGCAGAAGGAUUUGUGAUUGAGAGUGAGGUAAAAAAGUCAGUGGGAAAUGUAAGUACCGUUCUGGUAACUAAAGGAAUUCUGUCGAAAGGUUCGAUUUUAAUUUGCGGAAGCACAUACUGCAAGGUGAGGAGCAUGUCAAAUGGCCAAGGGGCGAGUGUACUUCUUGCGGACCCAAGCACUCCAGUCGAAAUCACCGGUUGGAAACAUUUGCCUGCUGCUGGUGACGAAAUUCUUCAAGUCGGAAGCGAGUCAAUAGCCAAAAAAUACGUGGCUAAGAAGCUGGCUGUUCUACAAACGGCUAAGGAAGUGAAAAAUGUCGAGAAGAUCAAUGAACAAAGGGCAAUAGAGGCUCUCGCGAAAGCAAGUAAGGAGCAGGGUAAUGAAGAUCUUGAAGAAAGCGAGGAACUCGAAGAGAACACAGGUCCGGAGAAGGUCAAUUUUAUUGUCAAAGCUGACGUAUCGGGUUCGGUAGAGGCAAUCGUUGAAAGCAUUUCAUCUCUUGGUAACGAAGAGGUUCAAUGCAGUGUUAUCUCUGCUUCUGCUGGUAUUCCCAAUGAAAGUGACAUGAAGUUGGCUCGUCUAACAGACAGUAAAGUCUUGUGUUUCAAUCUAGGGUCCCUUCCUUACGAUGUUAUCAACAACAAAGACAAAAUAGAGGUGGAACAAUACAACGUCAUAUACAAACUAAUUGAAGGAGUUACAGAAACUCUUACAAGCAGGUUGAAACCCAUUUACGAAUCCAAGCAGAUUGCACAAGUUGACAUCAGGGAUAUUUUCAACUUCAGCGUCAAGAAAAAGGUUACCAGGAUUGCUGGAUGCAGGGUGGUUAAUGGGCUACUAGCCAGAGGUUCCAUGGUGAAGAUUUUACGAGGUCCUAAUGAGGAUGUGGUUUACGAUGGCCGCAUCGCAAGCCUAAAGCAGGGAAAGGAAGAUGUGCCAUCGGUGAAAAAAAAUAGCGAAUGCGGCGUCACAUUCGAUAAUAAUUUUGAGGGUUACGAGGCUGGCGACAAACUAAUAACGUAUGAAAAAGUUAAAGUUCCAAGAUACCUUUAG